Polypterus senegalus (gray bichir) is the source of this 5247-nucleotide messenger RNA. RefSeq names its product serine/threonine-protein kinase SIK2-like. Gene Ontology annotation, biological process: intracellular signal transduction; protein phosphorylation; microtubule cytoskeleton organization. The transcript has 15 exons. The coding region runs from base 239 to 2953 and encodes 904 amino acids. Gene Ontology annotation, molecular function: tau-protein kinase activity; protein serine/threonine kinase activity; ATP binding. NCBI's taxonomy places the organism in Eukaryota, Metazoa, Chordata, Cladistia, Polypteriformes, Polypteridae. The record is from RefSeq and is a predicted model, not a curated record. Gene Ontology annotation, cellular component: cytoplasm.
UGCCCGCUGCGAGCGGCCGGAGCUCCCGGUCGUGCGUGCGGGGCUGGACAUCAGCGCUUUGAGGGGCGCUCGAGGAAGCACGGGGCUAGUCACAGAGGACGGGCAACAAUAACAAGAAGAACAGCAAUAAACUCGAGCUGCUUUCAAAUGUCAGCUGCGCGAGCGCUGUAGACGUCCAGACAGCAAGAUACUCUGCUAUUUUGCCUGCUUGGCGGAUCACUCAUUGCCUCGUACCAGCAUGGUCAUGGCGGACUGUCAGCAGGGGCUGUCUCACCGGGGUCCGGUCCGGGUGGGUUUUUACGAUAUAGAGCGCACUUUAGGAAAAGGCAAUUUCGCCGUGGUGAAGCUCGCGAGACACCGCAUCACUAAGACAGAGGUGGCAAUAAAAAUCAUUGACAAGUCACAACUGGAUGCUGUUAAUCUGGAGAAGAUAUAUCGUGAAGUCCAAAUAAUGAAAAUGCUUGAUCAUCCUCACAUAAUCAAACUUUACCAGGUAAUGGAGACCAAGAAUAUGCUGUAUCUUGUCACAGAAUAUGCUAAAAAUGGGGAAAUUUUUGAUUACUUGGCAAACCAUGGCCGGCUCAGUGAACCAGAAGCCAGGCGCAAAUUCUGGCAGAUCCUGUCAGCUGUAGAAUACUGUCACAAUCGAAAAAUCGUCCACAGGGACCUGAAGGCAGAAAAUCUUUUGCUUGAUGGACACAUGAACAUAAAGAUUGCUGACUUUGGUUUUGGCAAUUUCUUCCAAGCUGGGGAGCCCCUGGCCACGUGGUGUGGGAGUCCACCUUAUGCAGCACCAGAGGUGUUCGAAGGGCAGAAGUAUGAAGGUCCACAGCUUGAUAUUUGGAGUCUGGGUGUUGUCCUUUAUGUGCUGGUGUGUGGAGCACUACCCUUUGAUGGGCCCACGCUUCCUGUCCUGCGACAGAGGGUCCUAGAGGGCAGGUUCAGAAUCCCUUACUUCAUGUCAGAAGACUGUGAACAUUUGAUCCGGCGCAUGCUGGUUCUGGACCCUUCCAAGCGGCUGACAAUUGCACAGAUCAAGGAGCAUAAAUGGAUGGUAAUGGAAGUUCCUCUACAGCGACCCUUGCUCUACCAGCCAGCUGUUGUUGAAGGCAGCGAGCAUAGGGUUGGAGAGUACAAUGAACAAGUUCUGCGACUCAUGCACAGUUUGGGGAUUGACCAACAUAAGACAAUAGAGUCAUUACAGAACAAGAGUUAUAAUCAUUUUGCUGCUAUUUACUAUCUACUGGUGGAACGGCUCAAGUCUCAUCGGAGUAGUUUUCCUGUGGACCAGCGGUUAGAUGCCAAGCAGAGACGGCCUAGCACUAUUGCUGAGCAAGCAGUUGUCAAGGCUAGUCCAGUAGGGCCCCAGCCCAGCCUCCUACCACAGAACACCCGGCUCCUUUGCCCUCCUGUCCUGACGCAAACCUCCGCUGUUGAUUCCUACAGUUUUUCGCAGCCUCCCCGGAUUACUGACAGCAGCUUCAUGGAGGAAGAUGUUAAUACCCCAAAGGUCAAUGGCUGUCUGCUAGAUCCUUUGCCUCCAGUUAUUGUGAGGAAAGCUGGUCCAUCUUCCCCAAGUAACAUGAUGCAGACCUCAAUUGAUGAAGGCAUUGAGACGGAGGACCCAGACUCUAAUGAAGACCCCUCACAGGUCUAUUCUGCCUUCCAAACCAGUCGCUUUGGCCAGCGCCGGCACACUCUGUCUGAGGUCACCAAUGAGAUUGGCAUAAUUCCUGGCCCAGCAAAGAUCUUCCCCCUGGACAACACAUCUUUAGGUAGCAUGGACUCAGAAUAUGACAUGUGCGUAGUUCACAGUAACCUAAGUCUAUUAGAAGACACCCCUUCACUGAAUGAAGUGGUACUAGCCAACACAUCUGUCACCCGAAUGACCCCUCCUUUCAUUGGGAUGAGGCCAACCAACCCUACCAUGCAAGCACUGGCAUCACAGAAACGAGAUGUGCACAACAGAUCUCCAGUCAGUUUUCGGGAAGGCCGCAGAGCUUCUGAUACAUCUCUGACGCAAGGUAUUGUGGCCUUCAGACAACACCUUCAGAAUCUGGCAAGGACCAAUGGGAUCUUAGAGCUGAAUAAAGUGCAGAUGUUGUACGAACAGAUGGGUCCAUGUGAGCAGUCUGCUUUGUUGUCCAGCACAGCUCCACACCUGCAGGACCUUCUCGGCCAUGUCCAGCAGGGAGAGGUUUCCCAGCAACCUGACAACAUAACACUUUUCCAUAAUGGAGACCCUCCUCAGCUACAGUCCCGACGGCAAAGUUUGGAGAGCCAGUUCAAAACUCACAGACUACAGAAGGCUGGCCUUUUAACUCAGAACAGCUGUCAGGUGUACUGUAAGGAGAUUCCACGGAGUCUGGAACAGCAGUUACAAGAACACAGGCUACACCAGAAGCGGCUCUACCUUCAGCAGUCUCAGCUGCAGUCAUACUUCAAUCAAAUGCAGAUUGCUGAGGGCUCCUACCCUGGACCUGCUCCCGACAUGUCUUACGGACUUCAGGACCAGUCUUCACAUCAGACGGUGGUACAGUCUACGGUGCAGGCUAGUCCAGCCCCAAAUCUGGGACAGUUCAGUCGGGGGCAGCACCUGAGCCCGUUACUGGAGCCUUCAAUGGACCAAAUUCCUUAUGACCCCUUCCACAGUCAGUACCAUGAGGUGCAGCUGCAGAGUCCGCUUGGAGGGACCCAGCACCCCCACCCCCAAGAAAUGAGUUACAGCUUCCACCCUCAUGAACCUACCUUGCUCCCUUCUCCUGAUCCCAUCUACCAGGAGCCUUAUUUGCACUCUCUGCCAGAGUCCAGCCAGCAGCAGAUCUUUGCUGGAGUAGAAAAGUUACCUCCCCGCUAUGAGAAUUUAGCAAUCCCAGAGUUGCAGGGCACUCUGUUCGACUGUGAAAUGAUGGAAACCGUGGACCCUCAGCAUGGCUUUGUGCUUGUCAAUUGAGUGGCAUGCUGCUAAUGGCACUGAACAAAAACACAGUAUUACCUUCGUGGAGCCAACUGGUGUCCAGAGAAGAGAACCAAUGAAGGAGAAGUGAAGACUUUGUGCUUUGAUUCUUUAUUUCCAUACCUCAGUGAAGCUUACCCCAGUAAAAGGAGGUGCCACAGCAGUGUGUGUAUACAAAAGCAUGGCACAGGAUCAGCUAGUGAGCAACAGUUAACAGUUUGUAAACUGAAAACUUUUACACCUUAGUUCAACCUUUCAGCAGUCAUUCCAGAGUAAGCAAGCUCCUCAGAUGUUUUGUGAGUAAACUGGCAUCAGGGAUGAGCACUGCCAGCAGCAGGCUGUUAAUUGGCAGGAUAAAAGAGCAUCUCUCUGAUCAACUGGCCAAUAGUGGCCCCUCCACUGAAAAUGCCACCACCUCUUCAUUCAGGUAUCAUAGAGUGCCCCUUGACUGAAGGCAGGUGGCAUGCUGUAGCACACGUGUAGCCACGCUGAUGGCCAGCACAUUAGCCUGGGUAAAAUGGACCAGGGCAGCUGGACUGACUUUGGUCACUAAAGGAGAAGAGCUGCCUGUCUGUUAAUAGGGCCCACUAUACACUGUAGCAUUCUGUGUACUCUUGUCAAUGGUACAGGCUGCCUUUCUCUUACUUGGCACUUGGAGGGGCUGACACCUUGUACUGGCAUCUGUUCUCUGCCUAGGUGUUGUGAAGGAAGGGCUCACUGAGGCUGAUCUCUCCAGUGUCUUAGUGCAUUUGUAUACAUAGGCUGUAGUGACCAUCUCAAUAUUUUAUUUAUAUUUAGGGCCCACUCCCUAAGGUGCAGCCUUUGAAAUUGCAAGAGGGCAAAUACCUUUUGGGAGUGGAAUGAAGGCAUUAAGCAUAUUGGCUGGUGUGCAGCUGUUUGGCAAAGCCCUGCAAGCAUUGGGCUCCUGGGUGCAAAGGCCGGUGGCUCCUCCAGGCAGCAAUACUUUUUCACCAGCUGGAGACGCAGCUUCUCGCGCCUGCACACACACCAGACGUGGCUUCCUUGGAAGCUAAAUGAUAUAAAACUGACCUUUUCCCUGCCAGCAACUGGGGCUGCAAGUUUUCAUUUGUGUUGUGGGAUCCUGGCCAACUGAAAUGGUACAACACCUCACUCAAGCAAAGAGCACAACAGACAGUUUAUUUUGGUUUAUUUUCUAAAUAGGAAAAGAAAGAAAGAAAAAAAAAAACCUUAUCAGUUAAACUUCCUACAUGGCCGCACUGUGCAGCCUUGGGACAAGACAUGAGCUGCUCCAGAGGUCCGAUGCUGUCCUGUGGCAACAAAUAAGCAAUACUCUUACGAGAACCCAAAAAGGAAGCCUUAACCAGCAGCUGGGUUCCUUAUGAACAUUCAGCCACAUUGCAGCUCACUUCCACCGGCCCUCGAGAGGGCGCGACGACAGGACAUGGGCCUCACUUUAAUUGUUGUGGACAAACUGAUGAUGACAAGAAGGAUUUUUUUUUUCUCUUAAGGAACACGUUUAUUCCUAAAUUUGGGGGAAAAAAAUAUCUCAAAGCAAUUUGGGGGGGGGGCGGUUUUAAAAAAAAAAAAAAAGCACCUUGUUUUUUUUGGAGGGGGGGCCAGGAGCAAAACAAGCUGUUCUCUACAAGCACAGUGUUGGUGUGUUUUGAUUCAUCCUAAACCUAUGGCAGCGGAAGAGGACCCUCGCUAAAGCACUUAAAACACUAAAGCGCCAACCGAAGAAAUUCCAUCACUGGCGGGCAGGACAGCUGGGCUCAUCUCUUUGGAGGGGAUGCAGAGCUUUGGUUUGGCGGUGAGGACAGGCGUGAGCAUACAGCACCUUUCAGGGUUUGCUUUCUGACAAAAUGAACACAAUAUUUCGAUAUUAUGCUUUGUAUAAAUUAGGGUUUUAGAAGUUGAGGAAAAAAAAACUGCUUUCAAAACGAUGUGUUGAGUGUAAUAGUUGCUGUGCCUUUUUGUUUAUAUUAUUUAAGAAUCAUUUUUUUUCUACAAAUUAGCUAAAAAUCCCAUUAAUACCAAGGUACAAACCAAAGUCCCUUCAGAUUUUUUUUUUGCCUUCCACUGUGUGGAUUCUUAGGUAUUUCUGAACAAUUGCUUUUGGUCAAUCACUCUACGGCGUAUACAAGUAUUAGAGCAAUAUUUAUAAACAAUAACAGUGAAUGUGUCAUUGCUGUUUGUAUCAUUUCACAUAAAUGUUUUGGAACUUAGUCCAGCAUUCAAAAACAUUAUUGUUCACCAAAACAUAAGCUACAGUGCUGUGGAGAAAUAAAAAAAAAGGUCACUUGGUUGCA